AUGGCAGGACCUGACGAGUUUUUCAAGCGCCUUUCUGGCUUCGAGGGAUGGGUUGUGAAACCUUCCGAUGAAGAUGACAGAUUCUACAAACCAAAAGAGGGUGCGAAAGCCAAUGAUACCGAGGACCUCCGCGGAAAUCCAGCAUACAGCAAUUUCUGGCGAGGCAUAUACGACCAGGCCAAGAAACAAGAAGCCAUGGACGUCUCCAAUCAGCAGCCAGCCGAUGAAGCUUUUGAAAUAGCGCAGUCUUAUCGCAUCUGGCAUUACGAACGACUGGAUAAGAAACGCUCACCAACGGAGAAAGACGAAUUGGCCAAGGAGGAUUCUGAUGAAGCGCGCACUGAAGGACAAACUAUGCAAAGCCAUCUCCGAGGGAUAUCCCGUGCAGUUCGGUAUAAGCUACUACCACAAGGCUCCAGACCACCAACUCAAACAGAUCGAAACCAGGAAGGGCAAGAAAUGGUCGCUCGUUCAAUUGACUUCCAGACACGAAAAACCACCUGCUAA
This is a messenger RNA of Cladophialophora bantiana CBS 173.52, 507 nucleotides long. RefSeq lists its product as uncharacterized. The transcript is spliced from 2 exons. The record is from RefSeq and is a predicted model, not a curated record. The coding region runs from base 1 to 507 and encodes 168 amino acids. Lineage: Eukaryota; Fungi; Ascomycota; Eurotiomycetes; Chaetothyriales; Herpotrichiellaceae.